Molecule: messenger RNA, 1251 nt
Organism: Plectropomus leopardus (leopard coralgrouper)
Lineage: Eukaryota; Metazoa; Chordata; Actinopteri; Perciformes; Serranidae
Product: CDGSH iron-sulfur domain-containing protein 1
Biological process (GO): regulation of autophagy
Cellular component (GO): mitochondrial outer membrane; intracellular membrane-bounded organelle
Molecular function (GO): 2 iron, 2 sulfur cluster binding
Source: RefSeq, a predicted model, not a curated record
CAGACAGAGUUCAGAUAAGACUCUGUGGUUGACCUUGCUGCUGAGCGCUGAGCAUUAACAACACACCGGCCAGGAAAACAUGACAACCCCAAGUUUACCUGCCGUGCCACAGGUGCCAAUGCCUCCGAUGCCCUCAUUACCCAGCUCGGGAUUCACGUUAUCUAAAGAGCAUUUUGUGGUGGCGGUCCCGGUCGCAGUGGUUGCAGCUCUCGGAGGUUUCCUAGUCAGCCAUUACCUGAACGGGCGGAGCUGUAAAAAGGGCCUGGUGAACACAUCCAUCUGUAAAGACAGCCCCAAAGUGGUCCACAGCUUCGACAUGGAGGACAUCGGCACCAAGGCUGUGUACUGCCGCUGCUGGAAGUCAAAGAAGUUUCCGUACUGCGAUGGAGCCCACGCCAAACACAACGAAGAAACCGGGGACAACGUCGGACCGCUCAUCAUCAAAAAGAAGGACGCUUAAGCUUCCCAAUGAUAGAGCCUCGCCCCUGUUUGUCCAAUCAUUUGUCAUCAUCGCAGUGUAACGUUGACGAUAACAGUUCCAUACUGUCCCAGUCGAAUAACAGAGUGCAUAUUCUUCAUAGCUCGGAACAGAAAAUGUUGUAAAUUUUGAUUUCAUACUCGCCGCUCUGUUUUUGUACAUUAUCCAACAUGACUUUGGAAUCAAAGGUCACUGGAGGAGAGAUAAGGACGGGACUUUGACAGUCAGCAGACAUGGAGGUGCUGUGACUGCGCGGUUGCAUUUUGACCUACAAAAUGUUAAGUUUCAAUUCUCACUUGACAUAAAAGAAGUAAAUAUCUCGCGUGCAGGCUUUGUUCCUUCUCGCCUGCUGUCCCCGUCUUUCUCCUCUCCUCAGGUGUGGAGCAGGUGGUUGAAACACGAUGAACUUGCAGCUCUUCAACUCAGUCCAGUAUUUAGUUUGAAUUCAGCCUUACGUUUAAAUCAACAGCCCAAGACCUUCAGUCUGAACACACAUAACCCACAUGAAUGUUACAUGUCAAGAUUUUUGCACUAAGAGCUGCUUCGUCAGAGCAAUUAUUUUGCUUAAAUGAAAUCACCUUAAAUCCUGUCGAAACACUAUCUGCUGUUUGUCUGCUCUCUGCAGAAACUUGUCUGUAAAGUGUUCACAACUCUGCUUAUAAAUGAUAUAUUUUGAGUUUUUUUUCCAUUAGAUUUAUUUUCUACUGGCUGCGGUUUGUCUGACUUGAUUCGUUGUUCUGUAUAUUGUGAAUAAAACUUAUUGAGUGAUGGGA